AUGAUUAGGGAUCAAGACAAAGAAUACUAUGAAAACAAAGCCGCUAUGAAAAAGAAGGAGAAAUUAUGGAAAACAAAGGAAUGGUUGUUAAUAAGGGACCUUAGAGAUGCCCUCAAAAUCAUUGAUCAGCUAAGAACUGAAAAGGAAAGUCUUGAAGAACAGAAGAAUGAAGAAAUAAGAAAAAUUAAGGCACAACUACAAAAGAGAAAAGAAGCAGAAACCCAGUUCUCUAGUAAAGAGUUUCUGCCACCAGGAAGUCCUCAGAUAGCAAAACCCUUCAUGGAAGCAGAAGUUUAUUAUUCUGGAAACAGUACUACAACUCCAAAAGUUAAGAAGGUCACCAAUCAACUUUACAAUGCGAAGGUUGAGUUUGAAAUUCCUAACUGCCCAAUGUUUGGAACCACUGUAGUAAUAGAUACAGGGGCAUCAACAUGUUGUAUAAACAAGAAAGUCAUUCCAGAAGAAGCAAUGGAACCUCUAAAUCAUUAUGUUUUCUUCAAUGGUCUAAAUUCAAGACAACAAGCUACCUCAAAUGAAGCAGUCAGAGCCAUGCGAAACCUACAAGAAAUCAUACAAUGCAAAGCCCAAAUCUAA
This is a messenger RNA of Lactuca saligna, 594 nucleotides long. Lineage: Eukaryota; Viridiplantae; Streptophyta; Magnoliopsida; Asterales; Asteraceae. The record is from the annotation of a GenBank genome assembly.